AUGCCUGGAAUCGACAUGGCCCCGCUCGUCGCCGACGACAUGAGAGUCCUGGGCCAGGACCCUCUCAUCCAGCCUGCGCUCCUGAUCUCCGACAUCCCCAUGACCGACUCUGCCCUUCAGACCGUCGUCAAGGGCAGACGAGAUGCCGUCGGCGUCAUCAUGGGCCGCAACGACCGCCUGCUGGUCAUCGUUGGACCCUGCUCCAUCCACGACCCCAAGACCGCCCUCGAGUACGCCGCCCGCCUCAAGGCACUGGCCGAGAAGCUCUCCGACGACCUCGUCAUCAUCAUGCGCGCCUACCUCGAGAAGCCCCGCACAACCGUCGGCUGGAAGGGCCUGAUCAACGACCCGGACAUCGACCAGACCUUCAAGAUCAACAAGGGCCUGCGUGUCUCCAGACAGCUUUUCUGUGACCUGACCUCCAGCGGCGUGCCCAUCGCCAGCGAAAUGCUCGACACCAUCUCCCCCCAGUUCCUCGCCGACUUCAUCUCGGUCGGCGCCAUCGGCGCGCGCACCACGGAGAGCCAGCUGCAUCGUGAGCUUGCCUCGGGCCUGUCUUUCCCCGUCGGCUUCAAGAACGGCACCGACGGAAGUCUGGGCGUGGCCAUUGAUGCGAUUGGCGCGGCGGCCUCGAAGCACCACUUCAUGGGCGUCACUAAGCAGGGGCUCGCUGCCAUCACGCGGACAAAGGGCAACGAGCACGGCUUCGUCAUCCUGCGGGGCGGGAGCAAGGGCACCAACUACGACAAGGAGAGCAUCCAGCAGGCAAAGGACACCCUCAUCAAGAAGGGCCAGAAGCUCGCCAUCAUGGUGGACUGCUCACACGGUAACUCGAACAAAGACCACCGCAACCAGCCCAAGGUCGCCAAGGUCAUUGCCGACCAGCUGCGUGAGGGCGAGAAGGCCAUCAUCGGCGUCAUGAUCGAGUCGAACAUCAACGAGGGCAACCAGAAGGUACCAGCCGAGGGCCCUGCGGCUCUGAAGAAGGGCGUCAGCAUCACGGAUGCCUGCAUCGACUGGGACAGCACCGUGACUGUCCUAGAGGACCUCGCUGCCGCCGUCCGGGAGCGGAGAGAGAAGAACAAGGGCCACGCCAACGGCAACACCGCGGCCAAGGCCACCCUGCUGGAGGAGGAGUAA
Phaeoacremonium minimum UCRPA7 is the source of this 1140-nucleotide messenger RNA. RefSeq names its product putative phospho-2-dehydro-3-deoxyheptonate aldolase protein. Gene Ontology annotation, molecular function: 3-deoxy-7-phosphoheptulonate synthase activity. Gene Ontology annotation, cellular component: cytoplasm. Gene Ontology annotation, biological process: aromatic amino acid biosynthetic process. The coding region runs from base 1 to 1140 and encodes 379 amino acids. The transcript has 3 exons. The record is from RefSeq and is a predicted model, not a curated record. NCBI's taxonomy places the organism in Eukaryota, Fungi, Ascomycota, Sordariomycetes, Togniniales, Togniniaceae.